AUCUGCCGACAGCGGAGCCGAGCAUUCCAGCACGCCGCCUCGGUGGCGAUAUACAUUCGUGUAGUCAUAACAAGGAGCGGAUCGGUAUUGGGUUUCACGUAUCGGGAGGUUCCCAGAGACUGGUGCGUCUGUGCUGACAGAGCAGAGCGUGAGCCGGUGAGGUGUGCUCGUCUUCGGUGCCGGGCGACGGGAGGUACAACAUCGGAACCACCGGAGAAGCGGCGCGGGUAUCUUCCCCGGAGUACACAGAUGGAGUCGACCAGGAGGAUGCAACUGACACUGGCAGCGCUCGCCAUCCUAGCGCAAGUGGCCUGGGGUCUGGACGCCUGGGUCAAGUUCAACUCGUUCUCCAACAGCUUCGAGGUUAAGCUGGGACGCUCCGACGCUAACGACAAGAUCGCCGCCUGGGGUUCCUUCCACAACGCCAUCAACGAAACUGGUUUCAGCUUUCUGGACAUCUACACCAACGAAGCGCUGCCAGACGAUCACCAGGCGUACGCGGCAGGAUUCCUGGAGGGCUACUUCACGCGAGACCUGAUCCGCAUGCACUACAACAACACGUGGGCCGACUACUGCAAGGACGAGGGUGCCUACUGCAAGAGGCUCUUCUCGUUUCUACAAGAGAAUCUGCAGUUUAUGUUCAAAAAUGUAAUCAUGUACCACAAGCACGUCCCUUACUGGCAUCAGGUGUACCUGGUACUUCAACAGCUGAAUGGUAUGGAGGACGGUAGAGUGGCAGACAGCAGGCAUUACUUCUCCUCCGAGUUCCACAUCAACGUCACCACCACGCUGCUGCUGAACUUACACGGCGACGUUCAAGACCUGGAGAGGGUCUUGAAGCGGCGCGUGCUGAGCAGGUCCGUCGGCGAAGGGUCGUGCUCCGCGCUGGUCAAGCUUCUACCCGGAAACAAGGACCUGUACUUCGCCCACAACACGUGGACCAAGUAUUCCAGCAUGCUGAGGAUCCUCAAGAAGUUCAGGCUGCCCUAUCGUCACACACCCGAUUCAUGUGCAAAUAUAGCGGGUCACACGACAACCUUCUCGUCCUAUCCGGGCAGGAUCUUCUCCGGAGAUGACUUCUACCUCAUUUCUUCGGGUCUGGCCACCAUGGAGACAACUCUUGGCAACGAAAACGAUGACCUGUAUCGGACAGUCAAGCCUCAGUCUGUCCUGGCAUUCAUCAGGAAUCUAGUGGCCAACCGACUGGCGGAAAAUGGCCAUGAGUGGACCGAGAUAUUCUCUUGGUACAACAGCGGCACGUACAACAACCAAUGGAUGGUGCUGGACUACAAUAAGUUCACUCCAGGAAAGGACUUGCAGGAUGGCCUCCUACACGUGCUGGAACAGCUACCUCAAUACAUCAACGUGACGGAUGCGACCGGCACGCUGCGUGCCGAGACCUACUGGGCGAGCUACAACGUGCCCUCCUUCAAAUUCAUAUUCAACGUCAGUGGAUGGUGGACACUGGUGGAGAAGUACGGCGACUGGUUCACCUACGACAAAACACCGCGGGCUCUCAUGUUCGCGCGUGACCACCGUAAGGUUCAAGACAUGGAAUCCAUGAUCAACUUGAUGAGGUACAACGACUACAAGAACGACCCGCUGGCACGCUGCAACUGCACGCCUCCGUACAGCGCCGAAAACGCCAUCUCUGCGCGUAGCGACCUGAAUCCGGCCGACGGCACUUACCCGUUCCCGUCUCUGGGACACAGGGCGCACGGCGCGACCGAUAUGAAGCUAACAAACUCGUCCUUGUUCGAGAAGCUCGAGUUCGUGUCUGUGAGUGGACCUACCUGGACACAGCAGCCUCCGUUCCGCUGGAGCACAUCCGGCUUCAAGGACCGUCACGAGGGCCAUCCUGACCUCUGGAAGUUUGAGCCAUUCAUUCAUCGCUGGCUCUUGAUGCCGCCGGAAGAACUCAAAUAUGAGAUCGAACAAACGGGCAACUCCGUAACGGAUGAAGAAAUUAUUAUUUUCUUUUAAGCACCACGAGCCGCUGUACCGAGCUGUCACCACUGUGAGCGUGCUGAACGAAAGCUACCGCGACGUUUAGUUUAUUCCCCUGAAGUCCUUCUUCUUAGACCCUAUGUGAAUUCAAUUGACUGACAAUGCAGUGGAAAAAGAGAAUCGUCAUAGGUUGCUUUGCAUAAAAUCUUGCGCCGAAACUAAGGCGCUGUUAUGUCUCAUUGACAUCGCGGAUACCAAAGAGUUCUUUCCCCCUUAAUUUAAACGCUGCGAAAACUAAUUAGGCUGUGGUUGCUUCGAAUUGCUACGUAAGUACGUUUUUUUUAUAAGUAGGUAAUGAACUGCGAGUUGUACUGUGAUGUAACGACAUCCCGAAAAGCUGGACCAGUAAUGUUCGCAUAGAAUUUAUUUCACAUUCGUACCACUUGUUUUUAAGCGGAUCUUAGCAAUUAAUCUAACGUGAGAUCCUUCCAAAGUUUCAUCUAAUGAGAGCUACCGCGAGCACGCUAGUUCAUUGCGUGGCUCGAACUCACGGCAAGACUGGGAACUCUUACGAAGCUGGUUGCUAGGUUGUGGUUGGCCGCACGUACAAACAUUAAACAGGCACUGCUCAGGUAUUUACGGCAUACAUAUAUGUCUGUCCAUGUCAUUGCUCAAGUGGAGUAUUAAAUAAGCCCAAGCAUCACGUUAUGCGACAUUGCGAUUUUCGAGUUUUUUUCAACUUUCGGUCUUCAUACGUGUUUUUCUAUUGUGUUCUCGCAUUGAGGCUUACCUUGUAUAAUCAUGUUGAAGUCCACAUGUUGGUAAUCAUUCGCUAUCUGUGUGCCCUUGUGCGUAUUGUACUGGAAAUAAACCAAAUAG
Molecule: messenger RNA, 2826 nt
Organism: Rhipicephalus sanguineus (brown dog tick)
Lineage: Eukaryota; Metazoa; Arthropoda; Arachnida; Ixodida; Ixodidae
Product: putative phospholipase B-like 2
Exons: 12
Coding region: 250-1983 (577 amino acids)
Biological process (GO): phospholipid catabolic process
Cellular component (GO): extracellular region
Molecular function (GO): glycerophospholipase activity
Source: RefSeq, a predicted model, not a curated record